AAAAUAAAAACAGCAUGGAUGUCGUGUCUUCUCGUCGCGGCUGAAAUCUUCAAAAUAGAUCGAUAUUUUCCUUUACAUUCUAAAUGAAAGUUCCUUUUGAUUAGUGUAUAAUUAAGUGCACCGAAUGCCUUCUGUGCUUAUCAUUGUAUAUUAUUUUUAUACAUUUAGCGAAGAGAUUGUUUCAUCUAUCUAAAUGAAAAAACCUGGGGUAUGAGCGCUGUGUAAAUUAUUUCAGUUUAAUAGAAUAUUAUGCUGAGAAAAUGAAGUGCCACUACGAAGUAUUAAACCUUACUAAAGAAUCAAGUGCGUCAGAAAUCAAAAAAGCAUACAGGCGACUAGCGCUUCAAUGGCAUCCAGAUAAAAAUUUGGAUAAUCUGCAAGAGGCGAAGGAACAAUUUCAACUAGUGCAGAACGCAUAUGAAGUACUUUCAGAUCCUCAAGAAAGAGCUUGGUAUGACAACCAUAGAGAGCAAUUACUGAGAGGAGCUGGCAGUUCGUACAAUGAUGACAGCCUCGAUGUGUAUCCUUACUUCAGCCCAUCUUGUUAUAAAGGCUUUGCUGAUGAUCCUCAGGGGUUCUAUGGUGUUUACUCUGAAGUCUUUUCAAAACUAGCAGCUGAAGAGACAGAUUUCCUAGAUGACCCAGAAGAAGUAACUAAAAUUCCCAAAUUUGGCAGCUCCUCUACUCCUUAUGAAGAUGUACAUGAAUUUUAUGCCUAUUGGAUGGCUUUCUCAACAAAUAAAAGCUAUGUGUGGUUAGAUCAAUAUGAGAUUCAGCAAGGUGAUAACAGAAGGAUUAUAAAACUAAUGGAAAAGGAAAAUAAUAAAAUAAGACAAAAAGCUAGAAAAGAAAGAAAUGAAGAGAUCAGGAGACUUGUAAGUUUUGUUCGUAGAAAGGACAAAAGAGUGAUUGAACAUACUAAACUUCUGCAAGAGAAAGCUGAAGAAAACAAACGAAAGGCAGAACAAGUAAGAAGAGAAAGAAUAAUACAAAGACAAAAGGAGAUAGAAGAGGCGAAAAAAAAAGAGGGUGAAAGCUCAUUUAUUCAUAGUGAAGAGUACCAGAAGAAGCUUAGUGAAAUAGAAUCACUACUAGCUGAAGAAUUUGGGUUGUCAUCAGAAGAUGAUACUAUAAGUGAGGGAGGAAUGGAAAGCAGCAAUGAAGAGAGUUCUAAGACUGAAGAGGCAAGUGAAACAUCAAAGGCAACAGCAAAAUCAUCAGCAAAGUCUAAAUCAUCCAUGAGGAAUCUCUAUUGUUCUGCAUGCAGUAAAUUAUUUAAAAAUAUUAAAUCAUUUGAAAAUCAUGAAAAUAGCAAGAAGCACAAAGAAAAUGUUGCCAAUAUGUCUAUGGAUGAAGAUAUAGGUAUUUCAGAUAAUGAAGAAGAAAACGAUGACGAGGUGGACAAUGUCCCAACCAAAGAUGUUGAGGAAGAGGAUGUCGUUAAUGGACAAUCUGAUGAUGUUAAGAUAGAUAACUCAACCUCAGAUAUUGAAGACAAUGAUAUAAGAGAAACUUUAAGUGAUGACUCAGAUCAAGUGCAGGCUUUGCCAAAAAGUCAUAAAAAGAAAAAGAACAAGAAGAAAUCCUUUAUACCAAUGCCAGAAAGUGAAGGUAAUGACAGCCAUGAUGAGAUGAGCUUCAAUGAAAUAGAGGGGCCUUCACGUAGCAGGAAAGCAAAAAAAUUUAAUAUGUUAAAAAGUCAAAUUCAGGCUAAGAAAGAAGCAAACUUAAAAAAAGGAUCUCAAUCACAAACUUCUACUGAAAAUUUGUAUGAAGUAUCUAGCACAACACCAACAGACGACCCCCUAGGUGAAGCAGCUUUGCCAAAAGAUAGACCUAUGCUGCCCAAACUUCAAAGGAAUGUAAAGACCAAAAAACCUUUAGACAGAAAACCUCUGAGGCCGAAAGCCAGUGAAACAGAAGAUUCCAGUACAGCUCUUCUAAGAUGUGCCGUUUGUCAAACAGAUUUUCCCUCAAAAAAUAAACUAUUUGAACAUUUAAAAAAGACAGGACAUUCUGUGCCACUUCCCCAAACAAGCUUUGCACAAACAAAAAAAGGCAAAAACAUGAUACCUCCUAAAACUAUCAUUGGCCAUAACCUAUCAGAAUAUUUAGUGUCUAUAUGUCCAGUCACUAUCAAACUUCCAGUUAUAAGUAACACUGUUCCGACUAUAAACAAAAAUGCAGCUAAGCUGAUUGCCUUCCAAGGAAUCUUUGGUGGUGGUAGUUCAAACUGA
Molecule: messenger RNA, 2237 nt
Organism: Chilo suppressalis (striped riceborer)
Lineage: Eukaryota; Metazoa; Arthropoda; Insecta; Lepidoptera; Crambidae
Source: the annotation of a GenBank genome assembly